GAGCGCGUUAUGCACGAAUAUUUUAAUAGCAUCAGCAAAGACAGAGAUCAAAAAGAUCAAAACAUUUGAUUGAGAAGAUAUCCUCGACCUUCUGCACUCCUCGGGAUCCGAUCGAAAGCUGCAAACAUUCAGCAUCACCACCAGCGUCUGUUUACAUCUGGACGUAUGUGAUAUAGCAAGUUAUCUAGAUAGUUAGGUCGAUAUCAUGCUGGGCGAUGCUUUUGGACAUCGUGUUGAGUCGAGCGUGGAGAAUAAAGCAGUGAAGAUGAAGAAAAGCAGAUCCAAGCAAGCGCUCUUGAAGAAGAGAGGACGAAACGUGCACAGCAAACCCAACAAAGCAUCAGGAAACAUCAGCAAAAGCAGCUGCAAACCUCCGUUGACCACCCACGAAGAGCUCAAACCAGCUCACUCCAAAACAGCUCAGUCUAAACCAGCCACCAAUAAACAGCAACUGAAGUUAAAAACCGAAAGUGUUGAACGAGGGAUCCAGCCCAGCAGACCGUCUGUCCACAGCUCGAGCCGGCUUGAGCAAACCACCGACAACCUGAUCAAACGGAGACAGUGGAGCAAGCAAAGAAAUGCAGCGGACAACACUCAGCUUCCCCAAAGACAGGAGAACCCCACACACACGGGGAAGAGCACGGCUGAGGGUCUCAGGAGGGUGAACGUUUGCUAUCCUGAGCUCUCGUCGGAGGCCGAGAAGACGUAUGCUGGACCGCCCUCGCCCCGCGUCCUCCCCAAACCGCCCAGCCACUGGGUGGGAGAAGAUGCUCUUCAGCAGCACUGCAGCAAAGAGCAGAUAUCUGUGCACCUCAAAACCCUGCUGAAGGUCCGAGCAGAACCCUGAGCUCGAAUCUGAAAUGGGACACUUUCGAAAAUAAAGCGGACUUGCUAC
This is a messenger RNA of Sinocyclocheilus grahami, 895 nucleotides long. RefSeq names its product proline-rich nuclear receptor coactivator 1 (gene pnrc1). Bases 206 to 847 code for a protein of 213 amino acids. The record is from RefSeq and is a predicted model, not a curated record. The transcript is spliced from 2 exons. Lineage: Eukaryota; Metazoa; Chordata; Actinopteri; Cypriniformes; Cyprinidae.